Molecule: messenger RNA, 5809 nt
Organism: Podarcis lilfordi (Lilford's wall lizard)
Lineage: Eukaryota; Metazoa; Chordata; Lepidosauria; Squamata; Lacertidae
Source: the annotation of a GenBank genome assembly
CCCCCCCCGCCUCUCUGUAUGGUCGGGACGGAGGAGCUCGGCUGACGUCACUUCCCGCGGCUCCUUCUCCCCACCCCACCCCCUCACGGCGAUAAGUUUCCCGUCAUCCCCCGCGCAUCCUCCUUUCGCCUCGCGCGGCCAAGAUGGCGGACACGCAGGUCGGAGCGGCUCCCCGUGACGGGGGGGGGGGAGGGGGAGAGACUGCGGGUCCCCUGGAAACGGGGAAGGGGGCGCCUGGGGGGUUAAUUGGUGGGGGGGCCUGAGUGGGGAGCGGGGGCUCCUGCUUUCUCCCGCCCUGAGGCCUCCGAGGCCGGCUUCCCUCAGCAGCAGGAGGGCCUCGCCGCCGGCCCUCGCCUGCCUCCCCUUCCAACGUCCAGGCGGCCCUGCAAGGCUGCUCUGCUCGCCCUCGUGGCCCGCAGGUCGAGACCCCACCCCCAAAAUCCCGGCUUAGGAAACGGUCCUUGACCCCCUUCCUAAGACCACGACGAAGGAGGGCCCUGCUGCAGAAUCAGGCCCGGGGGGGGGGGCAGCGCUGCAGCCCAUUAUGAGGAGCUGGAAAUCGGGCACAACACGUGCUCUCCCCUCCUGUGCUUCCUGUAAAACGAUGAGAAGGGGGUUCUGGAUCAGGCCGGAAAGGGAUCACCUGGUCCAGCAUCCUGUUCUCACGGUGGCUGAUGAGAUGAUGAUGAUAAUAAUUUAUUAUACCCCGCCCAUCUGGUUGGGUUUCCCCAGCCACUCUGGGCGGCUCCCAACAAAAUAUUAAAAUACAGUGGUCUGUUAAGCAUUAAAAGUUUCCCUAAACAGGGCUGUCUUCAGAUGUCUUCUAAAAGUCUGGUAGUUCUUCUCUUUGACAUCUGGUGGGAGGGUGUUCCACAGGGUGGGUGCCACUACCGAGAAGACCUUUUGCCUGGUUCCCAUUAGCUGCCCAUUAGGGGAAGGCAGCAAGCAGGAGCACAAGGGCAGCCCUACCUCAAACUGUAGAGGGCACCCAAUGGCCCUCUCCUCCAUGAAUUUGCCCUCACCCAUUCAAAGCAGCUGGCAAGGGGGGAGGGAGGCCUUCCCAGGGCCAGAGGAAGAAAGAGUGCCUGUUUAGGCUCAGCCGCUCCUUUCCAUCGCAAGAGGACUGCAGCCUUGCUGGUGACUAUUCUCUGCAACACCAAAUUAAUUGCUGUGCCUUCCUAAGGUAGUUGGGGCCCAGCUUGCAUGUGCUGCCUUCCUAUUGGCACCUCGUCCCUCUUGCUUCUGGGAACAGUUUCCUAAGAUGCUCAAACUUGGGGUCACACUGCUUCAAAUAUUCACAUGGAGCAGGAUGUGUCUGGUGAACCAUGGCCCAUUUCUAGGCUGCUCCAUUCCAUCUUGCAAGCACCCGCCCCAAAUAUGCUUUUCAGCAUGCGAAACAACCAUCCUCUUAACUCCUAUAGGCCUGGUGGCCCAAUUUUUCUGUUAAAGGGAGUUAAAGCUUCUACAGCUUACUUUUUAGCCAAGACCGCUUCCCAAAGCAGCCAACUAGUCCAUUUAGUAUACAAUGUUAUAAGAGUGUUUGUUGUGGUGCAGUUCAGCACCCAGUCCAUGAUCUAGUGUAUCCUACCAGACAGAAGAGCCAAAGAAGCUGCCUGUGGACUCUGCAAGACCCACAGAAGCUGCUCAUCUGCUAAUGACCCUUAACAGAUGACAAUCUAGUCUAUGUUCUUCCUUUCUAAACUCAUUCCUUUUUUCUCACAUGCAGACUGAGAGGGCGUAUCAGAAGCAGCCCACAAUCUUCCAGAACAAAAAACGUGUGCUCUUGGGAGAGACUGGCAAAGAGAAACUCCCCCGCUACUACAAGAACAUUGGUCUGGGCUUCAAGACCCCCAAAGAGGUAUUGAGCUUAGAAGGCAGUUUGGGCCAAUGGGAGGGUGCUUGUUAAGCCCUGUGAAGUUUGUAAAAUUAUACACAAAGGUAGACUACAUUUCCGCUUUUAUACUUUCCUUUUUGGAAACUUGAGUACAAACCUGUAUGCUCAAAAUAAAUUACUAUAUGUGGUGGAGUCAUCAGGCCAAAUGUUUAAACAGUAGGAUAGUUUCCCUUUGCUGACGUAUGAUGUACAUUCUCACGAUGGUCUUCCAAGCCCCAAUGGUGAAGGGGCUUUGACGAGAGUGUCCAAUAGGACCUUACUGAUGUCAGCUCAUAUGCAUAAAAGCAAGAGGCCUGGCUAAUUCUUCAUACAGCAGCCUCUUGCAUCUAGGAUAUGAUUUUAUCAUCAAGGUGGCAGACCUUUCUGUCUCUGGGCUGCACUGCUUUUGGCAGCAUCCACAUAAUGGGAUGUGCCUACUUCCAAGAGAUACAUUACUGUUAGGUGCAGGAAAUGCAUCAGAGAGAAAGGUUCUUGCUUGGCCUUUUCAUCCAUGAUCCUUUUCUCUAAACAAGGAUUUGUGGGGGCGGGUUUUGCAGGAAGUUUCUAUGAUGUAAGAUCAGUGUAGAUACACACACAUACUUCCGGGCUGAAGUAGCAGCCCAGAUGUAGGUUUUACCCCUUCGGUGAUAAUUUCAUUCCCAUCAUCAGCUGAAGUCAAGCUGAGAACAGGACUGCAUUAGGAGGCAGGCUGAGAAGCAGCCCUCCUUUCAGAUUGUGUCUGGCUGGGAAAGAAAUGGGGAGAGGUCUUAACAGGGAGGACUAUUGCUGUAAUUGUAUGAGGUGAAAGGGGGCCCUUCAUUGUGCUUGUGUUGUCUCCUUCCUUGGUUGUGUUCUGAUAACACUCUCUUUGCAUCCAGGCCAUCGAAGGCACAUACAUUGACAAAAAAUGUCCUUUCACUGGCAAUGUGUCGAUUCGGGGCCGCAUUUUAUCAGGUAGGAGGAGGUGCUGUUUAAAGCUAACAGAGUACAAGAUGUGGACACUUACCGUAUUUUUCGCCCUAUGGGACGCACUUUUCCCCCUCCAAAAAUGAAGGGGAAAUGUGUGUGUGUCCUAUGGGGCGAAUACAGGCUUUCACUGAAGCCUGGAGAGCGAGAGGGGUCGGUGGGCACCGACCCCCCUCCCUCUCCAGGCUUCAGGAAGCUCUGUGCAACCCUCGGGAGCCCGGCGCGAAGCUGCGCCGGGCUCCCAAAGGUUGCGCAGAGCUGCCUGCGCUCCCGGGGUCCGCGCAGCUCCGCACAACCCUCCGGAGCCCGGCGCGGCUCCGGCAUCGCUCUGGGGUCAGGGGAAGCUCGGGCUUCCCCCGCCCCAGCCCCCCGCCUGAUGGGGGGGAAAUAAUCCCCCCCCCAAAAAAAAUAUAGGUGCGUCCUAUGGGCCGGUGCAUCCUAUAGGGUGAAAAAUACAGGAUCUCUUGUUUCUCUUGUGCCCUGUGGUGGAUUUGCUUCCUGGAAAUUCUUUUGUUUCCUGCAUCUAUCUAUGGCACCAUUUGUGAUCCAUCGAGAAGUUUAACAGUGAUCUGUGCAUUGAAUUUUUCCAGCGCACCAAUAAGCCUUUGUGUGCUUUGUAGAGGUGCAUUUGUUCAAUAAAAACAGUUAAAAACAAUACAGAAGGUGAGUUUUGAAGCAGCAUGAAGUACACACUCAUAUUGCAGUGAUGGUACGGUAAAUCAAGUGUACAUUUAAAAAUCCCACAUGGAAAAGGAAACCUUGGGUGCCUGUGGCCCUCCCAGUGUGGAUGGACCACUCCCAUCUGCCCCAGCAAGAGACAUUGCAUCUGAUCAGCAGUGAUGACAGGUGCCACUUUACUGCCACAUGAUAGUGCUGUCUUCAAGGCAGCAACUUCUUCCCAGACUCCCAGGGCAGAGCAAGGAGUUCAUGCAGGGCACGUGAAGAUUUUUAUGCCUUGGGUGUCACCCCUCUCCCUUUGUUUUCAGGAUUUAUAAACCAGAUUUCUACAAGAAAGCACCCUAAGUAGCAUGCAACUUAACUCUGCAUUAAGAUGGAUAGAGUUUAAAAGCUAUACAACUGCCUAAAUGAACAACAAAACAGUAAAAUCCGUACAGCUCACAAAUGCCUGAUGGAAUGAGUGUUUGCUAAUUCUUGGGUUAAGGAAUUGUUUCGCAGGGAGAAUUGGUCAAAAUGGGUUGAGAUUGGAUAGGAAAUGUGUUUGACACCCAGACCCAUUUUGGUAAAUGAAGCAAUUGGGACUUUAUUGAGCUUUACUGGUCAAGUUUGUUACUUUUGACUACCUUAUUUGUAUUUUUUUCUGACUGACGGUCGAAUAAAAAGGAUGAUGAUGAUGACUACCUUAUUGUAACUGGGAAACUAGAUUGAGUCUUAAAGCAGAGGUGAUGAGCCUUUGGCCCUCCAGAUACUGUUGGACCACAGUUCCCAUGAUCCCUGGCCGUGGGCCAUGCUGGCUGAGGCUGAUUGGUGUUGGGAGUCCAGCAACAUCCGAAAGGUCCCCCAAAUUCCUCAUCUGGUUUGAUUUUAUGUGAAAAGUGGUGGGCUUGUAACAGAUCACUUGAAUGAUUAUUUGGAGCAUUCCCCCAUAGAGCUGUGUGGCAGAGCCAUAUUUUGCUGCCAAUAGUCCAGAGGUGCUGCACAUCUGUUUCCAACAGUUCUCAAGCUGCAAGUGAUGUUUUUCUCACGAUGGUCUGCUGAGCCCCCAUGGUGAACAGGGUUCUGAUGAAAUUGCCUUGUGGCUGAACUGAUGGUGCUUGAAUAGACUGAGGAGCAGAUGUGCUUUCCUUAUCUUUAGGUCUGCUGCAUCUGAAUUGAGCCUCCUAAAUGCACUUUAUUGGUGUUUUUGUGGUAUUUUGUGCCUCUGCCAUCCCACCACUCACACACAGGCAUCCCUGGGGGAACUCAUGAGAGGUGAGGGGGUGGGGGACAGAGGCAGGCCUGUUCCUUCGCAGAGCAGGUGUCUCAUUCGUCUUCCAUUCUCCCUCCAUCCCUCAGGCGUGGUCACCAAGAUGAAGAUGCAGCGCACCAUUGUGAUCCGCAGGGACUACUUGCACUACAUCCGCAAGUACAACCGCUUUGAGAAACGGCACAAGAACAUGUCUGUGCACCUGUCCCCUUGCUUCAGGUGAGAGGGUGCAGGUCUCUAGCUUCCGUCCCCGACCUGGUGCAGAUACUGUUUUAUCUGGUUCCUUCAGGUCUUUAUAGAAAAACGCAUAAGGUUUGCAGAUCAGUUCCUGCUUCGUGCUGUAUAAGCUGAAACAGAUAAAAUAAUUACAACAGACAAAGAACAGCACCAGUUAUCUUUGCCCCUGUACAUUUGUAGCCCUCUUUUAGAGCAAAUAACAGAGAACUUUUUGUAACUGGGUUUGUGGUUGGUCUAGCAAGCAUGUUGGUGAUGAUGUACAAACUCACGAUGGUCUUCCUAGCUCUCUCUGGUGAAUGAGAGGCUGCUGAAAAUGCCAGUCUGGCAGUCACUGAACCAUAAAGCUUGCUCAGUUAGAGGGUAGUUAUUGUUGUUUUUGUCACCUGAGUUGGUGUUUUAUUUAUUUUUGUUUUAGGGAUCAUAUAAGCUGUUCAUCAACACAUCUACCACAAUUUAUUUAUUUAUUGGUCUUUUCAUGUUCCCUCAGGCUUAGUUUGUAUUCUGUCAAAAAAUUAACAAGCCCUUCUUUCCCUCAAUACGCGCUCCCCUACAUCCCUGCCCUAAAGUUGUUGUUACUUUCUCAUGUUUCCAGGGAUGUGCAGAUUGGAGAUAUUGUGACUGUGGGUGAGUGCCGUCCUCUCAGCAAGACUGUCCGGUUCAACGUCCUCAAGGUGACCAAGGCUGCUGGCACCAAGAAGCAGUUCCAAAAGUUCUAAAGUGGCGCCUCAUGGCUCUCCUUGGGAUGCUCAAAUAAACCUUUUGUAAAGACCUUUGGUUUUGUUACUUCUGGGGAAGGAGUUUUUUUGGGG